ACAAUGUCUUUUGUGUGUCCGCGUUGUUUGGGUCGCGGGGCCGCGGCUCCGCGCUGCCCGCCGCCCUCGGCCUGAGCACGGGAAGCGACGAGGAACAGCAACAACAACAACAUCACGACCACCGACAACUUGGCCACCCGCAGCAGCCGAGAGAAGCAGGAUAACGAGGAGGGAGUACGAGGAGCAGCAGGAGGAGGAGGUGGUGGUGGCGAGCAGCGAGCGACCAUGGCGGUGACAGCGGCAGCGGCGGCGGCGGCGGCCUUCGAUGAGUUCGUGGCGCCGCCGGAGUGCCCCGUGUUCGUGCCGACGUGGGAAGAGUUCUCCGACCCCAUGGGCUACAUCGCCAAGAUUCGCCCGUCGGCCGAGAAGACGGGGAUUUGCAAGAUCCGUCCCCCGCCGGACUGGCAGCCACCGUUUGCUGUGGACGUGGACAAGUUUCGUUUCACGCCCAGGAUUCAGCGGCUCAACGAGCUGGAGGCACAGACUCGGGUGAAGUUGAAUUUCUUGGACCAAAUCGCCAAGUUCUGGGAGCUGCAGGGCUCCACGUUGAAAAUCCCCAUCGUCGAGCGCAAGAUCCUUGACCUCUACAUGCUCAGCAAGGUGGUGUCGGAGGAAGGUGGCUUCGAGACGAGCUGCAAGGAGCGCAAGUGGUCGCGUGUAGCGGCCAAGAUGGGAUACCCGGCAGGGAAGGGAGCCGGAUCACUGCUCCGCUCUCACUACGAGCGCAUCCUGUACCCCUACGACCUCUUCCAGUCUGGAGUCAGCCUCUCCACCCUCUUAACCCUCUCCAAGCAGAAAAUCUCCCUCAGACUGGCAGUAGCUGAGUUUUGCACAAAAGAGGGGCUCUCCAAGCCGCAGUUUGAGAGCAACGACAAGGACAAGGAGUACAAGCCGCACAGCAUCCCGCUCCGACAGUCAUUACAGCCUCCCAAAACCGACAGCUAUGGUCGCCGUGCCAAGAGGCUCAAGCAAGAGCCGGACGUUGUAGAUACAGAGAUGCCCAAACUCCCGGAGCUGCGACGGAUGCAAGCCUACUGCUCGGGCAUGCGUGCCAGUGCUCAUGUGAGCGCCAACAAGGACAAGCUUGUCAAGGUCAAAGAAGAGGCGCGGGCGGUGGGCUCGAGGACUGAGCGCGCCUCCGAGGUGGCAGCGGCGGCGGCGGUGAAGGCGGGACGCGGGGUGCUGCCCUGCCGCAGCCCCGACCCUGAGGUAGGUGGCGCGGCGGAGAGCGGCUCUGGCAACGGAGGGGACGGCAGGACUCGCAUGCAGAUGCGACAGCGGACCGGCGCGCUCUCCGCACAGUUCAUUGAGAUGUACGUGUGCCUGGUGUGCGGACGCGGGGACGAGGAGGACAAGCUGCUGCUGUGCGACGGCUGUGAUGACAGCUACCACACCUUCUGCCUCAUCCCACCGCUGCAGGACGUGCCCAAGGGUGACUGGCGCUGCCCCAAGUGUGUGGCCGAGGAGUGCAGCAAACCCCAGGAGGCGUUUGGCUUUGAGCAGGCCACCAAGGAGUACACUCUGCAGACCUUCGGAGAGAUGGCAGAUGCCUUCAAGUCAGACUAUUUCAGCAUGCCCGUGCACAUGGUGCCCCCUGAGCUGGUGGAGAAAGAGUUCUGGCGGCUGGUCAGCACCAUCGAGGAGGACGUGACGGUGGAGUACGGUGCCGACAUCCACUCGGGCGAGUUUGGCAGCGGCUUUCCCGUGCGCGGAACCCGGCGGAAACUCACGCCAGAGGAGGAGGAAUAUGCACGUGCUGGCUGGAACCUCAACAACAUGCCAGUGCUGGCUGAGUCGGUCCUGGCGCAAAUCAACGCCGACAUCUCGGGCAUGAAGGUGCCCUGGCUGUACGUGGGCAUGUGCUUCUCUGCCUUCUGCUGGCAUAUUGAGGACCACUGGAGCUACUCCAUCAACUACCUGCACUGGGGUGAGCCCAAGACGUGGUACGGCGUUCCUGCUCACGCGGCCGAAAGUCUCGAGGAGGUAAUGAAGAAGCUGGCGCCGGAGCUGUUCGAGGCGCAGCCGGACCUGCUUCACCAGCUCGUCACCAUCAUGAACCCCAACCUGCUCAUGGCCCACGGCGUUCCCGUGGUGAGAACGAAUCAGUGCGCCGGCGAGUUCGUCAUCACGUUCCCGCGCUCGUACCACAGCGGAUUCAAUCAGGGCUACAACUUCGCUGAAGCGGUCAACUUUUGUACCGCUGACUGGCUGCCGACGGGGCGGCAGUGCGUGGAGCACUACCGCCGGCUGCACCGCUACUGCGUCUUCUCGCACGAUGAGCUCAUCUGCAAGAUGGCGGCGGAGCCCGACGGGCUGGACCUCCCGAUGGCCGCGUCCGUGCACAGGGACAUGACGGUCAUGAUGGAGGAGGAGAGGCGGUUACGCAAGUCCGUGGAGCAGAGGGGCACGUGCGAUUCCGAGCGGGAGGCAUUCGAGCUAAUUCCCGACGACGAGCGGCAGUGCGACUUCUGCAAGACCACGUGCUUCCUGUCGGCGCUCACAUGCUCCUGCAGCCCUACCCGCCUGGUGUGCCUUCAUCACGCCGACGACCUGUGUCGCUGUCCGCCCCAGCGUCAGUGCCUACGGUACCGCUACACCAUGGAGGAGCUGCCCGACAUGCUGGCCAAGCUGAAGGCGCGAGCCGACUGCUUUGACGACUGGGUGUCCCGCGUGAGGGCAGCGCUCCAGCCUGAUGGCGACGACAACAAGAGAGAGCUGGCCGAGCUGAAGGCGUUGGUGUGCGAGUCACGCGAAAAGCGGUUCCGCGACACGGAGCUGCUGCAGCAGCUCUCCGCCGCCAUCCGGGAGGCGGAGAAGUGCGCGGGCGUCGCUCAGCAGCUGCUGACGCGCAAGCCCCGUACCAGGCUGCGUUCGGAAGCAAAGGUGCAGACACAGCUCACCGUGGAGGAGCUGCAGGCUUUCGUCGAUCAGCUGUGCAGUCUUCCGUGCAUCGUCACGCAGGCCAAGCAGGUUAAGGAUCUGCUGAACCGCGUGGAGAAGUUCCGCUCUGAGGCACGGGACGCCCUGGUGGAGCCGAGCCCGGACGCCGACAAGCUCGAGCGCCUCCUGGAGGAGUGCUCGGGCCUCGACGUUGAGCUGUCGGAGGCGCCGCGGCUGCGGCUGGCGCUGCAGCAGGCUCGCUGGCUGGCCCAGGUGCGGCGGGCCCUGUCCGCGCCCGAGCGGCCCACGCUGGGCCAGAUGCGCAAGCUGAUCGACUGCGGCGUGGGGCUGCCACCCCACCCGGCCGUCGAGAGGGCCAUGGCCAGGCUGCAGGAGCUGCUAACCGUCUCCGAGCGCUGGGAAGAGAAGGCUAAGCUCUGCCUGCAGGCUCGACCUCGGCAUUCAUUGGCAACGCUAGAGGCGAUCGUGCAGGAGGCAGAGAACAUCCCUGCUUACCUGCCCAACAUCCUGGCCCUGCAGGACGCCUUGCGACGUGCCAAGGAGUGGUCUGCUCGCGUCCAAGCAAUCCAGGCCGGUGAGCACCUGCCGUACGUGUCGAUGCUGGAGAAGCUGGCGGCGCGGGGCCGGCCCGUCCCCGUGCGGCUGGACUCGCUGGCGCGCAUGGAGGCACAGGUGGCGGGGGCGCUGGCGUGGCGCGACCGCACCGCACGCACCUUCCUCAAGAAGAACUCGGCCUACACACUCCUCGAGGUGCUGAGCCCGCGCGCUGACAUCGGCAUGUACAGCAGCAGCAAGACCAAGCGCAAGAAGCUGAAGGAGAUUGCGUCGGAAAAGGAGAGCAGUGCCUCUGGGCUGGGCGACAGCCUGGACGAUGACAGCGACGAGCCUGUGCACCCCGCUGCCAUCGUCGCCUCGUUCAAGGAGUCCCAGAGGCGUGAGCUGGAGUCGAUGCGGAAGCUCCGAGCCAUCAACCAAGCCAAGCCCAGGCCGGGCUCCGGCGACCUCAUGCCAGGAUCGGCCUCGGUUUCUGGUGGCAGUGGCGGCGGCACGUGCCUGGCCGGCGUGCUCCCCUCGGCCGAGGAGUGCCGCUACUGCGUAUGUCGGCGCGGUGCGCAGGGCUCCAUGCUGCAAUGCCAGCUGUGCCGCGACUGGUUUCACUCGACGUGCGUAGCCCUGCCGCGCCCCGUCAGCCUCAAGAAGGGCCAGGCCGGCGCUACGGGAGGCGGCGGUGGCGGCACGAACAGAGGAAGGGCCGGUGGCGGCGGCUUGGCCACGUCGGUUGCACUGUCCUCGUUGACAGCCGGUGCCGGCUUGUACGGCAGCGGCGCGGGUUUCAUCGGCGGGGGUGUCGGGUCGGGCGUGGCCAGCGGUAGCGCUAACAGCGCGGGUGCCAAGGAGCCGCGCUUCCUGUGCCCGCUGUGCCAGCGCUCGCGCCGUCCACGCCUAGAGACGAUCCUGGCGCUGCUGGUGGCGCUGCAGAAGCUGCCAGUGAGGCUUCCGGAGGGUGAAGCGCUCCAGUGUCUGACAGAGCACGCCAUGGCUUGGCAGGACCGAGCGCGGCAGGCGUUGGCCACUCCGGAGCUCGCGUCGGCGCUCGCCAAGCUCUCCGUGCUGAGUCAGCGACUGGUGGAGCAGGCGGCGCGCGAGAAGACCGAGAAGAUCAUCCACGCGGAGCUGCAGAAGGCCGCCGCAAACCCCGAGCUACAGAGCGUCCAUCACGUGGCGUUCGGAAAGCUGGCCGCGGCGGCCGGCGUCAUGGGGCGCUCGCCGAGAAUGAUGGCCAGGGACGUGGACGACGACGACGACGAAGACGACGACGAUGACGACGACGACGACGAUGAGGACACCGAUUCGGACGAGGAGAGCGCGAGAUACACGGGCCGAUACCAGCCGAGUCAUGGGAAGUCUCCGAGCAACUUCUCCCUGGCCGAGAUGAGGUUGCUGUGCGAAGAAGAGGUCCCCAUGGAGACGGAGGAGUGUUAUCCCCCACAGCAUCACCACCACCAUCACCACCAUCACCACCACCAGUACCACCAGCAGCAGCAGCAGUACCAGCCAUACCACCAUCACCACCACCACCAUCACCACCAGCAACAGCUCCAGCAGCAACAACAGCUGCAGCAGCAACAGUUGCAGCAACAGCAGCUGCAGCAACAACAGCUGCAGCAACAGCGCAUGGUGACUGCGUCGUUUUGUUCGGAGCAUGCCUACUCGUCAGCCUCCAAGUCUAUACACCAGGGCAUGAGCAUGCCCCGGAAGCAGCCCCGCAAGUCGCCGCUGGUGCCGCGCUCGCUGGAUUCGCCCGUGCUGCGCCUGUCGGAGGGGGCUCAGGCGCGGCUGGAGGAGCUGAUCCUGGAGGGUGACCUGCUGGAGGUGAGCAUGGACGAGAGCCUGCACCUCUGGAGGAUUCUGCAGGCCACGCAGAACCCGCCGGGGGACGGCACCGCCCUCGGCCUCUUCCAGACGGUGGGCCGGGAGGGCAAGCCAGUGAAAGCGCGGGCGAGGGACAAGGAUCAGCUGGACAAGAAACGCAAGCGCAAGCUGGAGAAGGGCGAGUUGACGUUCGGCGGCGACGCCGCACCGCGCGACAUCCUCAAAGCCGACAAGCCCAAGAAGAAGAAGCUCAAGGCGGUGGGCGACGGCAAGCGGGACGAGCCCAAAGCGGAGAGGCGCGGCGUCGAGCGGGCCGACAAGAAAGACAAGAAGCGCGCCAAGCAGCGCAAGAUGAAGGAGGGUGCCGGCGCUGCCAAGGAGAGGAAGGCCAAGGCCGGCGGCCGCAAAGCGACGAGUCGAGACGACGACUCGGAUGACGAGUACGCCGUGUGCGCGGCGGAAGACUGCCAGCGGCCCUGCGGAGAUGAGGUGAACUGGGUGCAGUGCGACGGGGGCUGCGACGGCUGGUUCCACCAGGUGUGCGUUGGCGUAUCGACCGAGAUGGCCGAGAAAGAGGACUACAUCUGCUUGCGCUGCACACGCAGGAGACCCAUUCACGCAGCGCAGAGCACGGGCUAGCCCUGACCCCACCUCCCCCCCCAGCAGCACCAGUGUUUGGGCACCCCCCACCGACACACACAGCUCGCUCCCGAUCGCUCUUUUCGCUCACUCGCAUGGCCAGCACGUGUUCCCCCAACUCUGACGCCUUCAAGCUCCCAGGACGAACAAAAACGGGGGGCCCGUGUUGACGUUGCGGAAAAAGCAAGCGGCUCUUGGUCUUCCGGAAGGACGUGUGUGUACAUUGGGGGUGCACCUUGGAAUGUAGGAGGAGGAAGCUGGCCCUUGUCUCUGUGAAGUACACUUUUAAGCAAGGCACAAUGGCAUUUUGAGUAUAGGCCAAAUUGAAAUGACUGAAAGGAUGGCCUUCAAGGUGAAGGGGGAUUGAUGGCAGUUUGCUUGUUCCUUGAGUGUUCUUUAUAGGUUAAUGUGUAGGAGGUGGCAACGCUGAGUUGGGUAGGUUAGAUUUGUCUGUACAUUGAAGUGUAAAAAGAAGACACAGAAAUCUUGCAACAGAGCUCAAUGGACCGGAUGGGCAUGAUCAUCAUUUUUUCAAGAUUUAACCUUCAAGUCCAGCACAAGGGGGGUUGGUGGGACCCUCCCUCACCCCACACCCAUCCCCCCCCUCCCCCCUGUUGGCCCUGUGGACCUCGGUUAUUAAUUUUCACAAUGCUGAAGUAUUUUUUUAAAAUUGUUAAUAACAGUGUUCACGUGGAAAUGCAGCAAAGCCACGGGGAUGUUCUCAGUCGCCGGACUUUGGGAUGAGACUGACCACACUUUUGUCAAAGAGCAUUUGAUUUGUUAAUAAAUACAAAAAAAUGUCGGUCAACAAAACACCUUGUUGAGCAAGGGAAAAGGGGAUUUUUUUUUCCCUCAUUUCCUGAAAAGUCUGUUUAAAAUAAGUGUUAACUUUUUUAAAAGCUUGUAUAUUUAGCUACAGAAUCUUCCUGCACAUGUUACGUUGUCAGAUUUAACUUUCCUUAUUUUUGUGUUUCCCUCAACCCCCCCCCCCCCCCGUUUCUUUUCUCUCGCUCCGUGUGUGUUCUAUUUUGUUUCAUGUUUUUUGGCAGUUAAAUUUAUCCGAUGUCAAAUUUAAUUUAUACAAAUGUUAGCAUAUUCUCUUCGACGACUUUGGGUUUUGCGACCUCCCCGUUUUUUUCAGCGGCGUGUAUAUAGUCGUUUUUGAGGCGCGUGCCCCAUCCUAACCCCCCCCACCCCUCCAGACCGUCUCCAUUGUGGAAUCACUUUAUUUCCGUGCAAGCUUUGUCUUUAGAGUAAAAAAAAUGUGUGCAGAACGGACUCGCUGUUAGUUUUAUGCUCGAGUAAAGCGGUAGGAAAUAAACGUGUUAGACGGUUAACGCUGAAAAUUGUCCCUUUGACUCGCGCGUUGUCUGUCGUUACCAGUAUGAGGACGGAGUUAACUUUGCGCUUGAGUUGUGUUAAUUUUGUUGCUCGUAAACAUUUAUCAAAACAUCCGAUUUACCACGCAGGGCUGUGUGAUAUCUGUAACUUUCCCCAAGCCCCACCCAGUUAGCAUCAUGUUUGUUCAUACAUUCAUUUGGAUGUAACGUUUUGUGACGCUGGCUGAAAAAGUUUAAAGAGCCACUUUUCAACAAAAUUGCCUUUCGU
Molecule: messenger RNA, 7521 nt
Organism: Lethenteron reissneri (Far Eastern brook lamprey)
Lineage: Eukaryota; Metazoa; Chordata; Hyperoartia; Petromyzontiformes; Petromyzontidae
Gene: KDM5A
Product: lysine demethylase 5A
Biological process (GO): chromatin remodeling; regulation of DNA-templated transcription
Cellular component (GO): chromatin; nucleus
Molecular function (GO): histone H3K4me/H3K4me2/H3K4me3 demethylase activity; DNA binding
Source: RefSeq, a predicted model, not a curated record